Messenger RNA from Coturnix japonica (Japanese quail), 960 nucleotides. RefSeq names its product proteasome assembly chaperone 3 (gene PSMG3). Gene Ontology annotation, biological process: proteasome assembly. Lineage: Eukaryota; Metazoa; Chordata; Aves; Galliformes; Phasianidae. The record is from RefSeq and is a predicted model, not a curated record.
AGGGGACGGGCGCUGCUUCCGCCGGGGCGGGCCGGCUGAUCGAUCCGGUACGAGGUUUGAGCUCGGCCCGGCUGUUGUUUGACCCUUAGCGAUGGCAGCCAGCCCCAUCGUGCCGUCUAAGCGGCGGGAGGAAGCGGUCCGCGGGGUCCGCACCGAGGUGGUUUGCACCGCGUUCUCCAACUCCAUCCUCGUGGUGGUCACGCAGUACGGCAAGAUGGGCACGCUGGUCUACGUGGACCCCGACACCGUUGGGGACAACAUUGGCAGACCUUCGCUCAGCACCAAAGUGCUGCUGGGCAAGGAUGAGCCCCUCGUCCAUGUCUGUGCCAAAAACCUGGUGGCCUUUGUGUCUCAGGAAGCUGGGAACAAACCGGUUCUUCUCGCUAUGGCUUUGAAGGACAAGACCAUGGAAGGAAUACAAGCUCUACGGGAAGUGAUCCGAAGUUGCCAAGUGUGGUGAAGUUGGACCAUCUGGAUUCAAGGAAAUGAUCUGGAGUCCGUGACUCAUCGCCGCUUAUUUUGAGAGGACAAGAAAUGAAAAUGAUGGAAUGUCUUUGUGCUGGUUUUGGACAUGCUUAGGAAUGUGAUGAAUUUUUCCUCUACUGUGUAGAACGGUUGUGGGUUUUGUUGCUGCGACAGGUUUGUGGUCCAGGUAGUUGGUGAUGAGAACAAUUGCCUCAGUAUAGGACAGAGAUGUGACUUUUGUCACCUGGGGAGGGCUGUACAUCUGGGCAACGUCACAGCUCUGCAUUAGUGUCCCGAGGAGGAGUGAUGGAUGCCAAGCUUUGUAGCUACACUGUACCGCAAAGGGGAACACCCAGUGCAGAGUGAGUAAAAGAAACACUGAUGAAUCUAAUUUUACAUGGUUGGUUGGUGGUUUGUUUUUUUGGCUCUUUGAAAAUCCCUUCAAUUGAAAUACAAGCCUCCGUAACAAAUAAACAGCAAUUGCACAAUAGGAAA